AUGAAAUUUCUACAAAAAUUCGACCUCAAAUUUCGUGGUUUGAGAAAUAAAGGGAAAUCGCCGUUAUUGCGCAAAUUGGAUUUAAUGCAUGAGAGUUCCCUCAAGCAGACUGUUAAGCGAAAUUAUAGUGACUACAUAAGUCGGUUGGAGGCAGAAUAUGAGGCCAGAAAUCAUAGACCAAAAUAUCUGCCUCGUAGUACGAGCGAAAAGUUUAAAUACAAUGGCAGUUUUCACGAGGCCGUGGGAAAAGUGUUUCUCGUGGCUCAGUUCUUUGCCAUGAUGCCAGUGAAGGGUAUCUCUGGGCCACUUCCUUCGGAAUUGUCGUUUGCUUGGCGGAAUUGGCGCACCCUCUACUGCCUGCUCUUCAUCCUGUCCACACUCACAAGCAUAGGAUUUACCAGCUACAAAGUCUUCAAUGGACUGAUUACCUUCAACAACAUUGAACCACUUAUAUUUCGCGGCUGCAUUUUAUUGGUCUGUGUCAAUGCCUUGAUGUUGGCUAAAAAGUGGCCCGCCCUGAUGAUGUAUUGGUAUGAGGUCGAACAGGACCUUCCGCAGUAUCAGACGCAGGUGGAAAAGUCGCGUAUGGCCUACACAAUUCAUAUGGUGAUGUUUGUGGGCAUGAUGUUGUCGUUGGCCGAACAUUUGCUGAGCAUGAUCUCAGCGAUAAGUUACUCCAACUAUUGCCAUAGGACUGACGAUCCCAUACGUAACUUUUUAACGACGAUCAAUGAUGAGAUUUUCUACGUUUUCAACUACUCCGUACCCUUGGCCAUGUGGGGCAAAAUACAAAAUGUUUACUCUACUUUCAUUUGGAACUACAUGGAUAUAUUUGUGAUGAUCAUAAGCGUGGGACUGGCUGCCAAUUUUAGGCAACUGAAUGAUAAUCUGCUCAAGUUCAAGGGCAUGCACAUGCCUCCUACGUAUUGGUCCGAACGUCGUAUACAAUAUCGGAAUUUAUGCACCGUAUGCGAGAAACUGGACAAUGCCAUAUCACUAAUCACCAUGGUGUCCUUCUCCAAUAAUUUGUACUUCAUAUGCGUGCAACUGCUCCGCAGUCUCAACACAAUGCCUACUGUGACUCAUGCCGUCUACUUUUAUUUCUCACUAAUGUUCCUGAUUGGAAGGACCCUGGCCGUUUCACUAUAUUCGGCGAGUGUGAACGACGAAUCUCGCCGUACCCUGCGCUAUUUGCGUUGUGUUCCUAAGGAAUCCUGGUGUCCGGAGGUCAAGCGUUUUACAGAGGAAGUUAACAGCGACUUUGUGGCUCUCACGGGCAUGAAGUUCUUUAAUUUGACGCGUAAACUAGUCCUGAGCGUUGCCGGCACAAUUGUGACGUAUGAGCUGGUCCUUAUACAAUUCCAUGAAGAUACAGAUCUGUGGGAUUGCGACCAAAGUGUAUAUGCUUAA
Molecule: messenger RNA, 1410 nt
Organism: Scaptodrosophila lebanonensis
Lineage: Eukaryota; Metazoa; Arthropoda; Insecta; Diptera; Drosophilidae
Gene: Gr64f
Product: gustatory receptor for sugar taste 64f
Exons: 7
Coding region: 1-1410 (469 amino acids)
Biological process (GO): sensory perception of sweet taste; detection of chemical stimulus involved in sensory perception of taste
Cellular component (GO): membrane
Molecular function (GO): sweet taste receptor activity
Source: RefSeq, a predicted model, not a curated record